Pyricularia pennisetigena is the source of this 2178-nucleotide messenger RNA. RefSeq lists its product as uncharacterized. The record is from RefSeq and is a predicted model, not a curated record. The coding region runs from base 1 to 2178 and encodes 725 amino acids. Lineage: Eukaryota; Fungi; Ascomycota; Sordariomycetes; Magnaporthales; Pyriculariaceae. Gene Ontology annotation, cellular component: nuclear body; kinetochore; cytosol. The transcript is spliced from 6 exons.
AUGGAUGGCCAACAGGGAGAUGACAAUUUGCAGGAUCUGGUACAGGAUCUGGUUACCGCGUCCAAGAUCCCGGCCAAACGUCGAGGUUUGCCGAUCAAGCCUACGGUUGAGCGGCUUACUUUACUGUCUUAUGACAGGGGUGCUCUGCCGGAUGAGCUCCAGGCUCUGGUUGAGUUGAUCACCACUCCGAACCAUCUGGAUCAGGCAUCUCUGGGUGCAAUUGUCAGAAAUCUCUAUCCCAUUGGCAAGGUACCCGACCAGGUAGUCUUCAGCAUUGUAGGAGCACUGGGUCAUGGCCAACUCAGGCCAUCCUUGACUAUCCAAUCGCUGCUGUUGAGAUGGCUGAUAAUGGUCUAUCAUUUCCUCGAAAGCCGAGAGGUCCUGUCCAAGUGCUACUCCGUGCUAUUCAACCUACUUGAUACUGCAACCAUCAGGCCCCAACUAUGCCACGUUCUUGCAUUAGCAACGCGUCGCAAACAUGUCAGACCUUACCGGAUACAAUCGAUUCUUGACUUGUCCCGCCAAACAGGCCACGAUCCAUCCCUUGUGGGUCUCCUGAGGGUUUAUAAGAACUACUACCCUGAUGUCAUCGUUGGUGAUGCAACCAGGGGCAAAGCAUCGCCGUUCAAGUAUCCUGAUACCGAAUGGCGCAAACGUCUUGAAGAGAUUCAAAUAGCACAUCACCGUCAGCGCAAAGUGCGUGACUUGGCGGACAGCGCCACUCGAGAUGGGUUUAGUGUCAAACAUCGCUUCGGAGUUCAAGGGGGCCUACUACCUUCUGUACAAACUUCUCAUGCAAAUGAAGAGUCUGUAACACUGGAUGAGAUUGACAGUGCCUCCCAAUUUGUCAGGCAUCUUGAAAAGAUUGAGCUGCCAAACCAGCUCGUAGCUGUCAUGGCAGACCCCUUACUUCAGAAGCUCUUGUUGCUCCGGCCAGAUGCCGGUGCAGACGCACGUAUAGCCGACUGGCUAGAGGCAUGCAUUAGUGAUGCCGAGGAGAGUGCUUUUGUCGACGGUGGUAGUGCGCUACUUGAUAUUCUGGAAGUGGUCCGGGACCACGCCGAUCAUACUAAACUACUCCAUCCAAUCUACGACGACCUGAUGCGCAAAAUAUAUCCAGUCUGGAACGGUAAGGAUAGGAUAGACAUGGUGUUGGCCACCCUCACAUAUGUCCCAGUUCAGUCUUUUGGCCAGUUGCACGAGAGGCAUCUCACGUUUGUGGAGAACAAGAUUGCGAACAGCUCGUCGGAAUCCCAAACUCUGCUCCUUGACUUCUAUAAUACUCUACUUCAGCGCUGGGCCGUUUCAAUGCUCUCGAGGGACGCCGGAGCCCCGGUCACUAAGGGUGCGCCAGGGGCUAUUGCAGCCCUUGUCGCCCAUGUCGGCCAGCUCAGUGCAACUUUACUCCAGACAAAUCCGACUGUAGCUUCAUGCGUCUCGAUUCUCUCCUUUUACGACCAGGUGGCGAGGCUGUUUGCUCGACCUCAACUCAUGGAGCAUAUUCCCAUCACAGCUCCCGGCCCAUCGCUGAUUUACAAUCUGACCUUCUCGGAUUCUCCUGCCAUAUUAUCCACCCUCUGCGACGUUCUCGCAUGCUACAAGCGUGGCCUUGAAGUUGCAACGGCUGCGGUCGGCGCCAGCCAAAGGCGCAAGGUCACCCGCCAAGAGCGAGAACAAGUUCUGGUGUUCAACAGCUUCUUCAUGGAUAUUUGCAACCUCGUCUGGCGCGGCCGUGCCUUCGAAAAGCAAGGCGACAACGCGCGUGGAUGUAUGCUGGAAGACGAUGUCAUCGCGACGCUGGAAGACUGGGCCGCCAGUCAGGAGGGUGGAGAUAGAAAGGCGUUGAGGAACAUGUAUGGAAUCAGCCGUGCUCCGGUGCUGUGCUCUCUGUCAGCCGAGUUCUUCCGGGGCCUAGAGGAGGCCGAGCUGAUCGCCGCUGGCGUGAGCAACAGUGAGCCGGUCCUGCUGGUAAGGCACGCUGGGCCCGUCUCUCAGCAAAGCCUUGCUCAACUCAAACGGGAUGGAGGUUUGGACGUCUCUUGGCAGGAGUAUCGAUUAGGGCUUUUGAAUGAGCUGGGAAGGCAGGGGCUCGGGGGCUUGCCUGCGCUCCUGUUUCAAGCCAUCAAAAGCCUCGGACAACAAGCUGCAAGCCAAAGUCAAAAUCAAGACGUCUCAUAG